GCGUUGUGAUUGCAGAAAAGGAGCUCGAAGCUUCGAAGAGCCAAGCCGGUAUUGUGGCCCUCAUGGCCGUUGCCCCACCGGGUGUGGACCCUGGACGCUUCAAGGUCAUGAAGAUGGAAGCAGCGCCGCACCUGCAAGAGGAUAAGGGUGAAAG
Molecule: messenger RNA, 154 nt
Organism: Symbiodinium necroappetens
Lineage: Eukaryota; Dinophyceae; Suessiales; Symbiodiniaceae
Source: the annotation of a GenBank genome assembly